CGCACGUAUAAAUGUACUUAGGUAUGAGUCAGCGGUCUACCUCUGCAAUCAACAACAACAUGGCGGACAGGUCGUCAGACAAGAAAACAGAUAGAAAAAGAGGAAAAGGCGAAAGAAAGGAGGAAAGAAAGAAGAGGAAACGUAGUGAAAAUGAAGAAAUAGAACUGGCUAAACAUUAUGAAACAUUCUAUGAACAGCCACCCCCAGGGAUCAUAAAGGAGAAAGAGGAGCUUCCAGAAGAAUGUAUACCUGAUUUACCUGAAAACCAGAGUGCAAGAGAUUUUCUUUCCCAUGCCCCCACUAAAGGCCUGUGGAUGCCACUUGGAAAGGAGGUCAAAGUUAUGAAGUGUUGGCGAUGUAAAGCCUAUGGCCACAGGACAGGUGACAGGGAGUGUCCCUUGUUUAUCAGUGGCAACAAAAACAGUGAAAAGUUUCGAAUGGCACAUGAAGACCCAAUGCAUGAGUUCAUUCAAGAUAAAAAGAGAGCAGAAAAGGAAAGCAGAAUACAACAGCUCAAGGCCUUACUUGAAGAGUCAACAACAAGCGAGAGUGAUUCAGAGAAAAGCAGCAAAAGUUCUGGUGAUGAAGACAGAAAAAAAAGACAUAAAAAAUCCAAGGUGAAACAUAAACGGAAAGAGAGCAAAAAACAUCGACGUAAACACCGGAAGUUAUCAAAACACAAUGACGGUGAUAGAAGGAAAGAUGAUUCAAGGGAGAAAAAGGACAAAAGAUGAGAAUUUUAGAACAGGGGAUAAUAUGGCAUGUGUUAUCAAGUUAUCAUCAUUUGUCAAAAGGCACGUGGUCAGAUCUGUUGGAGCCUAGCCCUCCACAAUCGGAGUCUGUUAGCCGAGACAGGAAGUUGGUCCUGUUGAGAUCGUGUCGAGAAGAGGCUUUCGGCAAAACACAUAAAAUGUGAUCCCUUAACCUGGAUGGAGGAAAUCCCUUGUGCACUAAGGCAGAUAGAUAUGAAAUCACAUCCGCUAUUUCCGUAGAGUUUUCGGUCCCCGAAAAAAACGGAGGUUGCCAGAACCGGCUCUCCCACUCAGUCAAUAGGUACAUAUCAAGUUGAGAGUCGAAAAUAGUUUAAAAAACAGAAACGUUUUGGAGAAAGACAAAAGUUUAAUCCCUCAGUAUCACCUAGUAAAUAUAGCUACACAUAUUCUUA
Molecule: messenger RNA, 1165 nt
Organism: Pocillopora damicornis (cauliflower coral)
Lineage: Eukaryota; Metazoa; Cnidaria; Anthozoa; Scleractinia; Pocilloporidae
Product: retinitis pigmentosa 9 protein homolog
Biological process (GO): RNA splicing
Source: RefSeq, a predicted model, not a curated record